Lotus japonicus is the source of this 1852-nucleotide messenger RNA. Its product is annotated as pentatricopeptide repeat-containing protein At1g07740, mitochondrial-like. The coding region runs from base 130 to 1467 and encodes 445 amino acids. The record is from RefSeq and is a predicted model, not a curated record. NCBI's taxonomy places the organism in Eukaryota, Viridiplantae, Streptophyta, Magnoliopsida, Fabales, Fabaceae. The transcript has a single exon. Gene Ontology annotation, molecular function: protein binding.
AAAAUUCACUAUCACUCACUAUUCACUUGCUCCUCCUCUUCUUCUUCUUCUUCUUCCAAUUUCCAUUAAUCCCUAUAAAUUCCAGUUUGAAUGAUUCUCAGGUGUUUGCGUUUCUCCAUUCCCGCUUGAAUGAUCCUUCACAGAGCCAAAGCGAUCAACCCAAAUCCCUUGUUCCACCAUGCUAAUUCUCAAGCUCUAUUCCACACCCGUCAACGAUCUCAAACACCAACUUCAAAGCAUCGCAAGCGCAUUCCAUUCAUCACCGAAAUCAAAGACAUUGAUGACCCAGAUGAAGCUCUCUCCCUGUUUCACCAUUACAAGGAACAGGGUUGCAGACACUACUACCCUUCCUACGCUGCAUUGCUCUACAAACUCGCUCGUUCAAGAAGAUUCGAUGCCGUUGAAAGCAUUCUCAAUCACAUGAAGGACACCGACUUGCAUUGUAACGAGAGCGUUUUCAUUGCUUUGUUUCAACACUAUGGCCCUGAGAAAGCCCUUGAGCUUUUCCGCAGAAUGCCCCAGUUCAAUUGCACCCGCACAUUGCAGUCUUUCAAUGCGCUUCUCAAUGUUCUGGUUGAUAACGACCGGUUUGGCGAGGCCGGUGAGGCUUUUGGUCGAUCCUACGAGAUGGGUUUUCGUCCGAAUACGGUCACGUUCAAUAUAAUGAUCAAGGGGUGGUUGGGGAAAGGUGAGUGGGGUAAAGCAUGUGAGGUGUUUGAUGAAAUGCUUGAGAAGAGAGUGCAGCCUAGUGUUGUGACUUAUAAUAGUCUCAUUGGGUUUUUGUCUAGAAAGGGUGAUUUGGAUAAAGCAAUGACAUUGCUUGAGGAUAUGAACUGCAAAGGUAAACGCGCUAAUGAGGUGACUUAUGCAUUGUUGAUGGAAGGCUUGUGCUCCGUGGAAAAGUAUGAGGAGGCUAAGAAGUUAAUGUUUGAUAUGGCGUAUCGCGGGUGUAAACCUCAGCUGGUUAAUUUUUCUGUUUUGAUGAAUGAUCUUGGUAGGAGAGGGAAGAUUGAAGAGGCCAAGGCUUUAAUAAAUGAGAUGAAAAAAAGGAGGCUUAAACCGGAUGUUGUGACGUACAAUGUGUUGAUAAAUUAUCUUUGCAAGGAGGGUAAGACUGAGGAAGCUUACAAAGUCUUAACUGAGAUGCAGAUUAGGGGUACUGAGCCAAAUGCAGCCACAUACAGGAUGAUGGUUGAUGGUUUAUGCAGAAUUGGGGAUUUUGAGGUGGGUCUGAAUGUUUUGAGUGCAAUGCUAGCAAGUAGACAUUAUCCGCGUUCUGAAACAUUUAAUAGUUUGGUUGUUGGCUUGUUGAACUCUGGGAAUAUUGAUGGUGCCUGCUUUGUUUUGGAAGAGAUGGGGAAGAGAAAGGUGGAAUUUGACUUGGUGAACUGGGAAACUAUAGUAAAGGAUGUUUGCAGUGAGAACAAGGGCGCAAGUGGGCUCAUGACUGUACUUAAUCCUACAUGACUCCAUUCGUCUAAUGCAUUAGACAUGAACCAAUUGUUCGGUAAAACAUACACCUCAACGCGUCAAUGGAAAAGUAAAAUUUUGUCAUGUUGAGUUCAACGUCAUUUCUAGUUGAGCGAAUUGUUUUCAAUUGGUGGCAAUAUAUGUUGUUGCUUAGCUUAGAAGAUGAGCAGUAUCCUCUGGCAAAGAUGAAUUUAGGAUCCUGGGUAGUCUGUAAUUGCUGAUGUUUGUAAUCGUGGCCCUAAAUGAUAGAAGGUUAAACUUGAAAGAGAGUCCAAUAUGUUUGACCCCAAGAAGGAUUGUAUUGACGAACAUAUCAUAACCAUUAUUGACAUCACCUUUAGCUGUUGUUAUUCAUUUGUUCACAAAUGCUUUUAUUCAAUCC